Messenger RNA from Pelecanus crispus (Dalmatian pelican), 552 nucleotides. The record is from RefSeq and is a predicted model, not a curated record. NCBI's taxonomy places the organism in Eukaryota, Metazoa, Chordata, Aves, Pelecaniformes, Pelecanidae.
CCCAUCUCCAAGGAGUCCCAUCCGCUGUACAACCGCAUCAGGACCGGGCAGGUACCCAAUUGCGCCAUCCCCUGCUACCAGCCCUACUUCACCCAGGACGAGAAGACCUUCGCCACCUUCUGGAUCGGCCUCUGGUCCAUCCUCUGCUUCCUCUCCACCUCCACCACCGUGGCCACCUUCCUCAUCGACAUGGAGCGCUUCAAGUACCCCGAGCGCCCCAUCAUCUUCCUCUCCGCUUGCUACCUCUUCGUCUCCGUGGGCUACAUCGUGCGGCUGGUGGCACGGGCCAGCUCCAUCUGGUGGGUCAUCCUGUCCCUCACCUGGUUCCUGGCAGCCGGCAUGAAGUGGGGCAACGAAGCCAUCGCUGGCUAUGCACAGUACUUCCACCUGGCUGCCUGGCUCAUCCCCAGCGCCAAAUCCAUCGCCGUACUGGCACUCAGCUCCGUGGACGGUGACCCGGUGGCCGGGGUUUGCUAUGUGGGCAACCAGAGCCUGGAGAACCUGCGGGGCUUCGUGCUGGCACCGCUGGUGGUUUAUCUCUUCACCGGCAGC